AAAUUCCGUUUGCCGGCUAUCAAAGAGCUAUGGGGUACAGGCGUAUACCAGCCAGCAGCGGUCCACGAUCGGGGUCUUUUGCGUCUAGUGCCCUCCGAACUGAGACCCUACGUCUUUGGCGAUGUGAGACAGGAAGAGGAAGAUUUUCUUGAUCCAGCAGACAAAGUACUCAAUAGAGUAGAGGCAGACGAACUGGAGGAAGAGUGGGGAAUGGAAGAAGAUGGGGCCACUGCCAGCAUGCUAGGAGCAGAACGAGAUCUUCAUCCGCGCUCAACUAGAACUGGUGGCGAACCUUGUAGUCAGGAAUUGAAAGCAGGAACGCGGAAUAGAGUUCGGAAAGACGUCAUUCGCUGGGCGACGGAAGACAACACACAAGGGGUGUUUGAGAUUCUCAAGU
Molecule: messenger RNA, 397 nt
Organism: Amoebophrya sp. A25
Lineage: Eukaryota; Dinophyceae; Syndiniales; Amoebophryaceae
Source: the annotation of a GenBank genome assembly